AUGGCAUCCGCACUGGCCCGCUACAAGCUCGUCUUCCACGUCCCGCCCGCGGCGCUCGAGGCUUGCAAAGCCGCCAUCUUCGCCGCGGGGGCCGGUCGCUACCCGGGCCCAGGCAACUACACCGAGUGCUGCUACACCACCAUGGGCACGGGCCAGUUCCGGCCCGGCGAUGCCGCCAACCCGCACAUUGGCAAGGUCGGAGAGCUGGAGCACGUUGAGGAGGCGCGGGUCGAGACGCUGUGUGUCGGCGAGGACGUCGCCCGGAGGGCCGUUGCUGCCUUGAAGAAAGCGCAUCCAUACGAGGAGCCUGCGUAUGAGGUGUACAAGCUCGAGGAUUUCUGA
This is a messenger RNA of Chaetomium strumarium, 342 nucleotides long. RefSeq names its product GTP cyclohydrolase 1 type 2/Nif3. The coding region runs from base 1 to 342 and encodes 113 amino acids. The transcript is spliced from 2 exons. Lineage: Eukaryota; Fungi; Ascomycota; Sordariomycetes; Sordariales; Chaetomiaceae. The record is from RefSeq and is a predicted model, not a curated record.